AUGCCGCGACUACUCUCCUCUGCCAUGGCGCUUCGGCGCGAUCCGCGGAUGCUGAAGCUACCUCCAUAUCUGUCCCUCGUCUGUAUCGCUGUAGGUUUUGCCUGGCUUCUCUUACUUCCACUCGAGAAUUACUCCAGACGGACGUACAUAUCCGAAAACGCCUUGCUACCGGGACAAGUGCAUACAUACUUUGGGGGAAGCGAACAAAACAUAUUCAGAGCCUACAGACGAGAAGUGGAUUUGCUUGAGAACAAAGAUAAUUACCAGAUCAAUGACCGAAUCGAGAUUUUCCUAAAAGAAGUCGGCGUCAAAGUUGGGCGACAAAACUAUACCUACCAUUAUGCAGGAAACGAGCAUUCUGGUGAGAACAUAUACGGCAUUCUUCAGGCGCCUCGUGGCGAUGCUACGGAAGCCAUCGUUCUGGUGGCGGCAUGGAAGACGGUCAAUGACGAAAUAAACCGCAAUGGAGUCACUCUUGCGCUGACUCUCGCGCGCUAUUUCAAAAGAUGGUCUCUCUGGUCCAAGGAUAUUAUUAUUGUCAUCCCACCCGAUAGCAAAGCUGGGACCCAAGCAUGGGUCGACGCAUACCAUGACGCACACGAUCCGGAAUACGUUGCCCCGCUGCCGCUGAAAUCUGGUGCUCUUCAAGGUGCUCUGGCUCUUGAUUACGCAGUGGAUCAUCGGUUCGAAGCACUGCAUAUUAUUUACGAUGGAACGAAUGGCCAGUUGCCAAAUCUAGAUCUGAUCAACUCGAUGGUCAAUAUCGCCGGUGGUCAGAUGGGCGUUCACACUGCCAUUCAAGGUAUCGAAAGUCACUCAAACAAUUACCAGGACAGGCUGCAUACGAUUCUGCGAGGUAUGAUGAGGCAAAGCCUUGGGCUUGCAACAGGCCCUCAUAGCAGCUUCAUUCCAUACCAUGUCGAUGCAAUUACUUUACAACCAUACGGAGAAGGCUGGCAUGAUGAGAUGACUUUGGGAAGAGUUAUUGAGGGCACUUUUCGGAGCCUGAACAACUUGUUGGAGCAUCUUCACCAAAGCUUUUUCUUCUAUCUUCUCAUGCAUAGAGAUCACUUUGUCAGCAUUGGCACAUACCUUCCAAGCGCCAUGCUUUUGGCUGCCAACUUCAGCAUUAUGGCUAUUUUCUUGUGGGUUAAGAGUGGACAAGCCCCCGAAACUAAGGUGCAGACUUUGAAUAAAUCCAAAACAUCGGGCGCUUUCCGUCAUACCAUUGUUCACAUUCAACAACAUAUCUACUUCAAUCUUGUCGCCUACGUUCGCAACAUUCACCUUGGCAUCAGUGAUCUUGCCAUGGCUAAUAUCGCACCUAUUGUCGCAUUACAAAGCGACAGCCCAGCAAUUUCAGCUGAUCAAGUCGUUCUCUCUCCUGUUUCUCGGCAUGUCCCUUGCUACUUUGGCAACGCUCAAUUUCUCUCUAGCAUUUCUGGUCGGAAUGCUUGCAACGCCUUUCACCUUUGUGCGAACCUCGAGCAACCUCGCUCUUAG
Akanthomyces muscarius is the source of this 1503-nucleotide messenger RNA. RefSeq lists its product as uncharacterized. The coding region runs from base 1 to 1503 and encodes 500 amino acids. Lineage: Eukaryota; Fungi; Ascomycota; Sordariomycetes; Hypocreales; Cordycipitaceae. The record is from RefSeq and is a predicted model, not a curated record. Gene Ontology annotation, biological process: attachment of GPI anchor to protein. The transcript has 6 exons. Gene Ontology annotation, cellular component: GPI-anchor transamidase complex; membrane.